Molecule: messenger RNA, 5063 nt
Organism: Ochotona curzoniae (black-lipped pika)
Lineage: Eukaryota; Metazoa; Chordata; Mammalia; Lagomorpha; Ochotonidae
Gene: ARIH1
Product: ariadne RBR E3 ubiquitin protein ligase 1
Exons: 14
Coding region: 346-2019 (557 amino acids)
Biological process (GO): positive regulation of proteasomal ubiquitin-dependent protein catabolic process; protein polyubiquitination; ubiquitin-dependent protein catabolic process
Cellular component (GO): ubiquitin ligase complex; nucleus; cytoplasm
Molecular function (GO): ubiquitin protein ligase activity; zinc ion binding; ubiquitin conjugating enzyme binding
Source: RefSeq, a predicted model, not a curated record
GUAGCGGCAGCGGCGGCCGUGGAGGUGGCGCUCGGGGCUGUUUUCUCUCAGCGGCCGGAGCGGAGCGGCGUCUGACUGAGGCGGGCGGCCGCAGGCCCUGGCCCCGUCCCGCCUCCUGCUGCUCCUGCUGCCGCCGCGCGCCCGCCCGUCCGCCCGCCCGCCGCCGCCCCGCGCCGGGGACGAGUCGCGGCCCGCGCGGCCGCCGCCGAGGCCUGCGCCCCGGACAGCCGCCGGAGCCGGAGCCGAGAAGCCGGGGCCUCGCUCGCGGUGUCCCCGCCCUCUCUCGUCUCCCCUCCUCCUCCUCCUCCUCCUCCCUCCCCGGGCCUCGGGCCCCGCCGUCGCGCCAUGGACUCGGACGAAGGCUACAACUACGAGUUCGACGAAGACGAGGAGUGCAGCGAGGAGGACAGCGGCGCCGAAGAGGAGGACGAGGACGACGACGAGCCGGACGAUGAUAACCUGGACCUGGGCGAGGUGGAGCUGGUGGAACCCGGGCUGGGCGUCGGCGGGGAACGGGACGGACUGCUGUGCGGGGAGACGGGCGGCGGCGGCGGCGGCAGCGCCUUGGGGCCGGGCGGCGGAGGUGGCGGCGGCGGCGGAGGCGGCGGCGGCGGGCCGGGGCACGAGCAGGAGGAGGACUACCGCUACGAGGUGCUCACGGCCGAGCAGAUCCUGCAGCACAUGGUGGAGUGCAUCCGGGAGGUCAACGAGGUCAUCCAGAAUCCUGCAACUAUCACAAGAAUACUCCUUAGCCACUUCAAUUGGGAUAAAGAGAAGCUAAUGGAAAGGUACUUUGAUGGAAACCUGGAGAAGCUCUUUGCUGAGUGUCAUGUAAUUAAUCCAAGUAAAAAGUCUCGAACACGCCAGAUGAAUACAAGGUCAUCAGCACAGGACAUGCCUUGUCAGAUCUGCUACUUGAACUACCCUAACUCGUAUUUCACUGGCCUUGAAUGUGGACAUAAGUUUUGUAUGCAGUGCUGGAGUGAAUAUUUAACUACCAAAAUAAUGGAGGAAGGCAUGGGACAGACUAUUUCGUGUCCCGCUCAUGGUUGUGAUAUCUUAGUGGAUGACAACACAGUUAUGCGCUUGAUCACAGAUUCAAAAGUUAAAUUAAAGUAUCAGCAUUUAAUAACAAAUAGCUUUGUAGAGUGCAAUCGACUGUUAAAGUGGUGUCCUGCACCAGAUUGCCACCAUGUUGUUAAAGUCCAAUAUCCUGAUGCUAAACCAGUUCGCUGCAAAUGUGGACGCCAGUUUUGCUUCAACUGUGGAGAAAACUGGCAUGAUCCUGUGAAAUGCAAGUGGUUAAAGAAGUGGAUUAAAAAAUGUGAUGAUGACAGUGAGACUUCAAAUUGGAUUGCAGCCAAUACAAAGGAAUGCCCCAAAUGCCAUGUCACAAUUGAGAAGGAUGGCGGUUGUAAUCACAUGGUCUGUCGUAACCAGAACUGUAAAGCAGAGUUUUGCUGGGUGUGUCUUGGCCCUUGGGAACCACAUGGAUCUGCCUGGUACAACUGUAAUCGCUAUAAUGAAGAUGACGCAAAGGCAGCAAGAGAUGCCCAGGAGCGCUCGAGGGCAGCCCUGCAGAGGUAUCUGUUCUACUGUAAUCGCUAUAUGAACCACAUGCAGAGUCUACGCUUCGAGCACAAACUGUAUGCUCAGGUGAAGCAGAAGAUGGAGGAGAUGCAGCAGCACAAUAUGUCGUGGAUUGAGGUGCAGUUCCUCAAGAAAGCCGUGGAUGUCCUCUGCCAGUGCCGUGCCACACUCAUGUACACUUACGUCUUCGCCUUCUACCUCAAAAAGAAUAACCAGUCCAUUAUCUUUGAGAAUAACCAAGCAGAUCUAGAGAAUGCCACAGAGGUGCUCUCGGGCUACCUCGAACGAGAUAUUUCCCAAGAUUCUCUGCAGGAUAUAAAGCAGAAAGUACAAGAUAAGUACAGAUACUGCGAGAGUCGCCGGAGGGUUUUGCUGCAGCAUGUGCAUGAAGGCUAUGAGAAAGAUCUGUGGGAGUACAUUGAGGACUGAGAGUGGCCCCGCAUAAAAUGAACUCUGAAAACUUUACCAUCUAGAGUGCUCAUGCAAUUAAAACAAAACAAACACAAACAAGGAGGCACUAAGCCUAUUCUGACACCACUGGUCUAUAGCACCAGAAUUCUGUUUUGUUAACGGAAAGUUUAAGUAAAUUAUAUUGUAAUAAAAAAAGGUAGAUAAACCAUUGUACAACAGUAUUCUAGGCCGCCAACAAAGUGUGACACACACUAAAAGCCCUCCAACUUUAACUUGUAACGUAGCUUCAUUCUCAAAGCCGACUCCUUGUUUAUUUUUCUUUUUCCUGAGUGUAGUACACUUAAAAAUUACGAACAGCUCCUUGACACUGCUUUUCAUGCCCAAACCAGCCAUUUUGUUGUACUUUGGUAAAGGCCUUCUUCCCUCUCCUACCCUACACAACACAAUGCGCCCACACACACAGACUGAUUCUCUCAUGCUUGAGGUCGUGAGUGAAUGAUAUACUCCUUGUGAAGCAAAUUCUUAGGACAGGAAAGAGGGUAGGCAGCAAGAGGAUUAAACAAAAACAAAAAUACUUUGUAUAUGACUUUUAAAAACAAGAGGACAACACAGUAUUUUUCAAAAUUGUAUAUAGCGCAUAUGCAUGGACAAAGCAAGCGUGGCACGUGUUUGCAUAAUGUUCAAUUACAAAAAUAUUUAUUCUUUAAAAAUCUUCAAGAUUAUGUCUAUUUGCUGUGCAUUUUCUUUUUCAGUUUGUUUAUCUUCCUGGGAUUGGGUUUGGGAUGGAAAGUGUACUGAUUGUCACUCUGAAGAUUCAGAGUGUUAGCCACCCCCUUCCUGGUUGCUUGGCCCUCCUAGUUGCUGUUUCAGCCCCUGCCUUGAGUUCCCAGCUCUUGAUCGCAGGGAUGGGGGUGCCGCUUCGGACUCCAUGCUGUGGCCACCAAGGGCUGCAGUUGUCACGUGAUCCUGUCCCCACCCUAAUCCCCGAUGGCCUCCUGCUUCUCCCUUGUCCUGGUGCCCAUGUCCUGCACAUGGCCGAAGGCUGCCCAAGCACCCUUUCACAUCCAGAGGAAGCAUUCAAAGUUUCUUUUUUCUUUUUGGUUUUCCCUUUGUUGCUGCUUUGAGCCUUUUAAGAUUUCAGUUGUGUUUCUUUCACCCGUCCUACUUAAGGCAUCAAAAAGAAUGUUUUUGCUUUAACUUUAAUAAAUACCCAUUCACUUAGUUUCAGAUUGUGAAUUUAAAAUGGCGGAUUCUGAGAUUGCUUGUGUGUGCUGCUGUGGGUUCUGUUUGAAGCAGAUCCCUCUAGAACAUCAUAAAUUCCCAUCUAGUGCAUUUAGAUAGAAAUCACGGCAUUUAUAGGAGAGUUAAUAAUGCAUUUUAGCUGUGAUGUCCGUUUUUAUGCUAUUUCUACUUCAGAGCUAUGUUAAAAGUAAAGGAUGGUGGUGGUUUUAUUAGCUGUAUUACGUGUUUGGGCUAUUCUGGCCUUGUAUUUUUUCAACAGGUCAGCAUCCCUCAAUCUGUCAAUUUUGUACAGAAGUGCAGAGUGAACUAGGCAACCAGAUCAAGAGGUCUGAAGAAGCCUCUUUGUCUUCCUUUAACUGUCUCGUGCCUAGGGAAUGUUUCCCAUUUGCGAGGCAGCUCUGUCUGCUCUUGCACUGUCCAUCUAAUUACUCCAUUGGGAAGUAACUUCACUUUCCUCUGGCCUUUUGCCUAAGUUAGGCUUUGCUGAGUCAACCCUACUUUUCCUUUUAGAAAAGGUUGUUACAUGAGAUGUACUUGCAACUGUUGUUUUCCCAUCAACAAUCAGUGAAUGUUUGCUGAGUGUGUUAUGCUGCUUCCUUAAUCCACUUGUCGCCUGAGGCCCUGCUUCCCAAGCAUCCUACCCCAUUCCCCAGCCACCUCAGGUGCACAUUGGAUUUCAGUGUCUGCUUCUUCCUUUACUCAGCCCUUGCCACUCCCAUCAUCCAACUCACUUUAUUUUUAUUCACAUUGACUGCAACAAUCUUAAGAGUCACCAAAACUAAGGAGUAUUUUGUUUGUUUGUUUAUUUUUCUUUAGUAAGUUGAUUUCCCCUGGUGACUUUGAGAAGCAGCCAGUGUUGCUAUAGGUAAUAUGUAGCUCCCUCAAUUGUUUUGUUGUAUGUGUGGUGUUUUUUCAAAGUUAACUUUACGGUAUCCAGGUUUGAGUGUCAUUAAACCCUCUUGACACCCCUCCCCCAACAAGUAUCCAAAGACAGUGUGUGUGCUGCUUAGCCUGAGGAGGGGACUGCCUGGUGCAUGUGUCUGUCCCUGCGUUCACAUGGAUUGAGGUGAACUGGCCCUUUCUGCUUCCAGAAGUCUGUGUUGGGACAGAAUUCCCAGAGCUAGUUGAUCUUGUUAGCUGUCCCAGGGCAAGACAACAGAAGGUGAGGGAAGGGCUGCUUCCUCCGUUGCACAAUGAGCGCCAGAGUCUCCCGGUCUUCUUGAGGUCAGUUAGGUUGUCUUUGGAAAGGUGCAUGCUUCCUUGAACACUUCAUUGAGCAGCAAAUGGACCUGCAAUGGUUAAAAUUUUCAUCCAAAGCUCAGGGCACAAACCACAGUGGCAAGAAGGAGUAGCUUUUAUUAUCAUCUGAGUCUAAAUUUUUGUGUAAUUUGCUGCAAUUAGGAUCGUGUUUGCUGUAUGUUUAAAUAAAUACCUUUAAAUGCACAUGUGUAUAUUUACACACAUAGGCAGAAGACUGACUGGUUUGUAUUGAAAUGGUGAAAUUGGCAGUGUGCUGCAUGGUUCAACCAUGGUUAGGAAUUGAUACUUAGUUGGCAAGAGAAAAGAACUUAAUGUAACAGAUUCUUAAUAGCUACAAAUCUCAGUAUAGAGCACUUGGGGGAUGGGCUGGGGUGGGUUGGUGAGACAAUCAGAUUGGUAAAUUGAUUAAAUGCUCCUAACCCUGUAAUUUUGUGCAUAGAGCACCCUGUGCUGUGGAAAUAACUGUUCUUAGAUUUUCAUUGUAACUGGACUGUUCAGGUUGCCCACAGGGAAAGAACAUUCCUAAUUCUAAUAAAAUAAACUUUUAUUUUGUUAUUCCA